AUGCCUUCUGGAAAAUCAAAGAGCCCGUCGGCCAACAAAGAGGACCAGGCUGUCCAUAGCACCAUCGUGAGCUUUCAUGGCCAGGGAGCCCUGCAGACCAGAAAAGCCAUCCCAAAUGCCCCUGCCACUAACAUCCCAUUCCGCCCGAAUAGUCUCGUUGCUUUCUCAUCUCCGACCCCAGACUUCUUGAAGGGCAAGCCAGGGCCUGUGAUAAUUCCUCGCCGCCGAUGGACUGAUGUGACACUUCGAGGAUGCUGGAAUGCGAUACAAAAGCAACACAACCCGGCUUUUAUCUGGUUGAUGUCAUGCCGCAAUGUGUCACCUAACAAAGCAACAGGCCAUUGGGUUGGAGCACUCGUGGAUUUGAAAACCCGAACGAUCCAUGUAGUUGACAGUCUUGUUGCCGGCAGGCAAGCCAGAAGUGAAGCCCUGGUAGCGCAGUACUGCGAGGCUUGGGACAAAGCUGAGCUGCCAGAGCCCGCAAUAAAUGAUGCUUAUGGAUGGCAGCUGUCUGAUCAGAAGGACGGCUGGAGUUGUGGGUUCAGAGUGCUAGACUGGUUGCACAAAUUCGUGUGUGAUCCGGCCGCUGUUAAGCAGCUAGGCCAAGGCAACUGGGAGUCUGCAGAUGAUCUACGACGCCGGUGGGCUAAGCAAAUUGCUGGAUGGGUAGGCAUCAGCAUCUCAUUCAACGAGGACUCUGAUCAGUCACAAAGACCCUCGAACCCCAAACCCAUUACUCAACCUUCGAGACCCCAGAGGGGGCAAUCCCUUUCAGCACCUCGCGCCCGCCAACCCAUUGACAACGGGCGAGAGCCGGCUGUCCUCGAUACGAGUGACAUUGCAAGGCCGCCUGUGGGGACGCAGCGCAGGGACAGCUUGAUUGCAGGGCGGUGGAAUACGUAUGUACGGUGGAAGGACGACACCGCUGUCACAGUUGGGGGCAGGCCUUUGCCUUGGUUCCCGAACCAAUGGAAAGGCUGGGACGCCUAUGAGGCCCAGUUGGCUGACAACGAGCGAGCUGCAAAGGGGGCAUCACAAUCCCAGGUGGACAAACGAGCAGUGACAGCAGUAAAGAGGGGACGAAGUCCAACACUGCGAUCGCUGGGAGAAGGGGAAUUUUUGUAGUCAUACAGGUUCGAUUGUCUCUGAGGACAGAGAGACGAACCUGGGGGAGGAAUGUAGCGGGGUAAGGCCGGAC
This is a messenger RNA of Pseudomassariella vexata, 1198 nucleotides long. RefSeq lists its product as uncharacterized. Gene Ontology annotation, molecular function: cysteine-type peptidase activity. The transcript has 2 exons. The record is from RefSeq and is a predicted model, not a curated record. Lineage: Eukaryota; Fungi; Ascomycota; Sordariomycetes; Amphisphaeriales; Pseudomassariaceae. Bases 1 to 1125 code for a protein of 374 amino acids. Gene Ontology annotation, biological process: proteolysis.